AUGUUAAUUUCAAGAAACCACGAUUAUUUAGAAACUUCUAAAAUGUCAAUUCCUUGUCGUUUACAACCCGAUCACAACCCCCCAAGCAACAGCAGGGAGAUGAGAAACAAAGCGGAGAAGCUGAGACGUGACAAGCUGAACUCUUACAUCGGAGAACUCGCAAAGAUGGUACCAAUGGUGGCCAAGAGUUCAAAAAGGAUGGACAAAACCAGCAUUUUGAGAUUGAGCGCUUCGCAUCUCAGAAUCUACCAUACUUUGAUGAACGGAAAGGUCAAGCUGCAAAUACAGAUGCCGCAUCAGGUAGAUCAGUGCAUGUUGGAACAAAUAGUUUAUAACGAGUUGGGAGGUUUUUUGAUGGUUUUGGAUGCAAACGCUAAAAUUAUGUUCGUGUCCCCAACUGUGGAGAAUUUAUUGGGAUACCUACAAACGGACCUUAUGGGACAGUCGAUUUAUAACGUUACCCUCCAGAUGGACCAUGAGAUUUUAAGGAGGCACCUGAUUAUUAGCAACAGUACUGAUGAAAAUUGUAACAGAGAUAAUUUCAUGAUUUCUCUGAAAAGAGCUGCUCCGAGAUCAGAAAUGCCGGUUUAUGAGAGGGUGAGAGUGAUGAGCGUUUUCAAAUCUUUAUCGUACACCACCGAUUAUGAUACAGCGACUUUGAUGGAAGUACCCCCGAACACUGUGGGUAACGACAUUUGGCUGCUGUUCAUAAGGAUGAAUCGACCGGAAAAGAUACCGCUAAGGAUGAUGGAGUCCUCCAAGGACGAAUAUUACACCAGACAUCUGGUAGACGGUCGCAUAGUCUGUUGCGACCAAAGGAUCUCGUUGAUUGCUGGUUAUUUCACCGAUGAAGUUUUUGGGAUAUCUGCGUUUAAGUUUAUGCAUCUCGAUGAUGUUCGCUGGGUCAUAAUAGCCCUGAGACAGAUGUACGAUAGGGGUGAAACUAAGGGAACUUCUUGCUACAGAUUAUUAUCCAGAAACAGCAAGUACAUAUACCUGCGAACUUCUGGUUUUUUGGAGUACGAUUCCCAUGGCACAGUCGAGAGUUUCCUCUGCUACAACAGUUUGGUGGACGAAACGGAAGGCAAAAGAUUGAUUGAAGAGAUGAAACGCAGAUAUUCUGCUUAUGUUAACACCAAUUACCUGAUUCCGGGGAGUCCGAACACACCAAUAGGAGCUGAGAGUUUGGAAGAGCCCCUGAACGUGGAGCAGGCCAUUAAACACCUUAUAAUGAACCUACCGUCGUCUCCUUGCUCAACACCAAGUCCAAAAUUAACGUACACCGACGAGAAAGAAGACUGUGAUGAAAAACUGACUGAAAUUUCUACCGACAACAAAGUAAUACCUAAGACUGUUUUAAAGAGGCCGCCCUGUACCAACCUUGAUGCCAAUCUUCCCAUCAAACGUCUGAAAAACUCCCCGUAUUCGAUGCACAACCCGCCGUUGACGUUUAAGACCAGGACGGACCUGAGGAUCAAGGAGGAGCCGUUAUGCGAGGAUCUAUAUAGGGAAAUUUAAUAUAUAAGUUCAAGUGGUGUUAAUGUUGCCUCUGAGAAAUUCAGAGAUGUUUUGAGAAGAUCGGGUUUCAAAUAAAUGCAGAUCGGAGGGGAAGAUUUGGAUUCGCGAUAAUUUCUAUGGACCAAUGAAAUUAUUAUGAAGUUUUUAAGCUUGGGUUGAAUAAACCCAAAAAAAAAGGGACAUAAAAUACCGACUUCUUAGUCAAUUCCAAAAACAAUAAGAAAAGAUGUCCAAGAAAUGAAUAAAUACGUAUUAGAUCAGAAAAAAGGACAUGCGAAAACUUGUUCUGUCGAUCCUGGAUCAAAUCUGACUUGAGUCAAACGAGAAAAAAAAAUUAUUAGGUUGUUUAGAAUAAACCUGAACUGAAAAUAUUGACUGCAAAAAUUUUACUAUAUAUUUAUUGUGAUAGUCUAUUGUACAAUUUUAAAGAAUUUUUAUGAUCCACCCGGAUCUGGUGGAUAAUUUCUCAAUACCACCUAGGGUAGUAUACAGUUCCAUCUGCACUUUUUUCGAAAGCUUUUCUCAAAACUUUACGCGUUUUGUUUCUCAGAUUUUCCAGCUUAAAAUAUACUCGAGACUGAUGUCAGCCAUACUUAAAGAAAAAUAUGAUUUUUUUUUUCAUCGAUAUCGUGCAUGAUGAUUGUGUAGUGGUUAGAAUUUGUUCUUUGUUCAAAGGAUACGGACUAGAUCAACAACAGUUGCUAUAUGUGUAAGAAUGAAGUGCAAAUAAUAGACUGUGGUAUGUAUACCCUGCAGAGUGAAAAUUUUUCGCUUUGGCUAGUUGUUUGGAACAAUUACAUUGGUGACGUUAAGUGCUUGAUUUUGUACGAGGAAAGACUGAUAGAUUGUACAGUAAUGUUUAAUACUGGGCGUUUAUUUUGUUUGAACGUUAGAUGAAUUUUUUGAAGAGAUGGAGAGGAAAUUCUUGCAGGAUUGGGAAUUUUUUUCUUUACAAUUGGCAGCUUGAUUGAAAUGAAUUUAUAAGAAGUGGAUCAAAUUUUUCAAACACAAUUUUAAAUUCAACGAGGCAAAGUACGAAUGAAAGAACUAAAAAAGCCCUAUUGAUUAGGCGAGGUUUUUCUCUUGACUUUCAAAAAGAGUUUUUGAAGCAAUAUUCCAAAGUUUUUAGGCCAGGAUUUUAUAUAAAGUAAAAAUAGAUUAUUUUUGUUAGUAAUUCAAAUCAUUCUUCAUUUGACAUUCAGACCAUAGACAAUAACAACAAAUGUCAUUGGUCGUUGCUUGCCAUUGGUUAACUAUUGUCCGAUGAGAGUAAAUGAGAGCUGUCAUGUUGGUAAGAAUGUCAAAAAAAUUCAAAUCUCCACGCUUAGACGUAUUUUUUCCAUAUUUAGACAUGAAAUUGAUUCAUAAAAGCACGGGCAGGAUUCUAAGGCCUCCUAUGAUCCCUUCAACGAUCGAAAAACUACUUUUUUUUCCAAUUCUACAAAAAUACGAACAAGAUUGCCGACUUUUUCCCUGCUAAUCGCUUAGCUUCUUCUCAUUUAUCAUCCGGCCGAACGAGCGGAAUAACAAGAUUGGAAUUAAAUUGUGUUCAACAAGCUAUUAAAAUUCCGAAGGUCAUGGGCUCAGGUUUUACGAAUCUAUCAUGUGAUAGACUGGCUUCUAAAUGUAAGUUCCACUUCUGUUGAUCGAGCGGUGAUUCAGACGAAUUUCGGUCAACUCUGGAAUUUCUCCUCGUAUCUACCAACCAAUAUUGGUCAUUUUGGAUUCUUUUGUUGGUCCGUGGUUAUCUCGAACUGGGGGAGAGAUAAAAAUUGAUGGGACGUCGAGACAGAAUAACAAGAAGAGAUUUUUCCUUGUUUUUCCGGUAGAUUCACUGAUUUUUUCAAGAAAAUUGUCUACGGGGAGAGUAUGAAAGGCGUGAGAUGUUUUAAAACGCAUUAGGUACAAAGGAAAACCUUGCAUGACCUUGCGGAGUGCAUUAUUUAUGUGUUUGGUUGUAUAUUUGAGAUCCCCCAACACGAGGUACUUUUCUAACCCAUUUCAAACUUUUAAAUUUGUUGCAUUUAUCACAUAUUUAAAAACUGGACAGACCUGUUCCUUCAUCGACUACCUAUAUGACUUAUAUCGACGGCUAAUUACCAUACAAUUCACCUUGAAUCUUCAAGGUAAUCGUAUCAGAAGAGACCCAAAGUGCUUACGUGAGAACUGAAAUGGGACGGAUAAUUUCCGUUGGAAAAAUAGGAAAAAAAAUUUUCCGUCCAGAUAUGCCAUUUUCAGAAAUUGAAUCAUGAGUUUACUUGAUCAAUCCGUUAUCUUAAUUGAGUUAUUAUUCGUUUAUACUUCGAUAAGUGUUGGAUUUUUGAAGGGAAGCUAAUGAAGAAUAUAAUGCUCCUCUUGUGGGAGUAUGUAUAUUUUUGAAA
Coccinella septempunctata (seven-spotted ladybird) is the source of this 3899-nucleotide messenger RNA. RefSeq names its product neuronal PAS domain-containing protein 2-like (gene Tcmet). Gene Ontology annotation, biological process: regulation of transcription by RNA polymerase II. The coding region runs from base 1 to 1518 and encodes 505 amino acids. Gene Ontology annotation, cellular component: transcription regulator complex; aryl hydrocarbon receptor complex; nucleus. Gene Ontology annotation, molecular function: RNA polymerase II cis-regulatory region sequence-specific DNA binding; DNA-binding transcription factor activity, RNA polymerase II-specific; protein dimerization activity. The transcript has 2 exons. Lineage: Eukaryota; Metazoa; Arthropoda; Insecta; Coleoptera; Coccinellidae. The record is from RefSeq and is a predicted model, not a curated record.